CACAGCAGCUGGCAUGGCUGCUUGACUGACAGACAACAACAGUACAAACUGAGUACUGACCAAGUCAAAGUUUAGCUGUAGAGUUCCAGUGAGCUGAACUGGUAAAGAAAGAUAAGCAGGGAAGAAGUUUGAUUCACUCAUUCAAGAUCUAUUUCCGGGGAGGACAAGAGUUUGGUUUUGGGCCUCAUCAUGAAAAGCCUGGAUCUGUUCCUGCUGGCAUGUUGCUUAUACAGCCUGAGCACAUUGGGAGGUGCAACUGAAUCAGAGAAUACUCUGAUGAAGAGCCUCUUUUCCAAAUACAACCUUAAGGUCCGACCAGCUCGUACCCCUGAAGAGAGGGUGGUGGUUCGCGUGGGCAUGAUCCUCACAUCCUUCGUCGGACUGAAUAUGAAAAAUGAAGAAAUGAGCACCACUGUUGUCAUGAAUCUGGAAUGGACAGAUUAUCGGUUGUCAUGGAAACCGAAGGAGCACAAUGGGAUUCAGGUGCUACGCAUCCCCUCUGGGAAGGUUUGGCUUCCUGACAUCGUCCUCAUCAAUAAUAAUGAUGGACAGUUUGAUGUGGCCCUGCACGUCCAUGUUCAGGUUUACAGUAAUGGCAGGGUAACCUGGACUCCCCCUGCUCUGUACUGCAGUUCCUGUGGAGUCAAGGUAACAUAUUUCCCAUUCGACUGGCAGAACUGCACCAUGCAGUUUCGCUCUUACACAUAUGACUCAACAGAAAUCGACCUGCAGUAUGCCCUGAAUUCAAAAGGCAAGGAGAUUCGGGAGAUCCAGCUGGACGAGUCUUUCAGUGAGAGUGGUGAGUGGUACGUAAGACACAAGCCAAGCAGGAAGAACACAUUUGAUGACGAAUAUGAGGAAAUGACUUUUUACCUGAUCAUCGAGAGGAAGCCUCUGUACUACAUCAUCAACAUCAUCAUCCCUUGCAUCCUGAUUACUAUCAUCGCCAUCUUCAACUUCUAUCUGCCUCCCGAUGCAGGUGAGAAGAUGGGUUUGUCAAUCAAUGUGCUGCUCACCCUCACCGUGUUCCUGCUGCUGCUGGCUGAUAAGAUCCCCGAGACCUCGCUGGGUGUUCCCAUCAUCGUCAACUACAUCAUGUUUACCAUGGUCCUGGUCACAUUCUCUGUCAUCCUCAGUGUGGUUGUGCUCAACCUCCACCAUCGCUCUCCCAACACCCACAUGAUGCCAAUGUGGGUCCGCAAGAUCUUCAUCCACAUGCUCCCUCCUUACCUGGGCAUGCUGCGGCCAAAGGUGGAGACCCCCCUGUCUCUGGAGACCGUACCCCGCCGGGAAAAAAAAGUCACUGCAAUUAGCAUAGCUUCUGACGAAUACUUCAUCCGGAAACCUGACUCUUCCAUUUUAUUUCCCAAACCCAACAGGUACCAGCCGGAUGGCAUAUGCACAGACCUGAGGAAGUUCAUUGAUGGCCCCAGUAGCUACCUUGCACUACCUGAUGAGCUCAAGUCAGCCAUAGAGGCCAUCACAUACAUAGCCGAGGCUCUGCAGGCUGAAAAAGACUAUGAAGCGCUGAAAGAAGAUUGGCAAUAUGUGGCAAUGGUGGUGGACCGGAUGUUCCUGUGGAUUUUCGUCGUUUUCACCACUGUGGGCACGCUGGCCAUCUUCGCUGAUGCUAGCUUCAACCAUACCCCUACGGACCCCUUCAAGCCCUUCUGAAGCACAGGGGUGUCUGAUUUUCAUGAGCCAUGUUGCUGGAAGUUAUGAAUCCCUUGAUGUACAUGUAGAGGAAGACAAUUGUAACUGUUAAAAUAAGUACAGUUUCCAAUGCAUUGGCUCAUCACAAAACACACAAUGCAUAUGUCCCAGUCUUUUUAAAUUAUAGCUGUACUAGUACUUAAAGGGCCAGUAACUGACAAACCAUAUGGAUUUUAUGGUGUUCUUUUUAGAUUUGUCGAAUUUUAAACUUUUACUGUGUUUGUUGCAUUUGGGAGAAAAGCUUUCAAAACCCCAAAUUCAUAUAAUGUACCUUGCAAAACUACGAUUAGGGUUAUAAGUUAGGAUUAAAUAAGGUCUAUGGUCUAGAUAACCCCAACCCUAGCUCCAUUCAAUAUGCAAUUUUUGUGUUUAUAUAAUUGCUUUCCAAGUUUUCUCAUUAUAGAAACAAAGACAAUAAUCGGACACACAGAAUUCAAAAACAGCUGAAAAAAAACCCCAAACAGUUUUGGCUUCAACCAAAAUAAAUGUCUAGGUUUCCACUGUAAGGACUUGGAUACCAGAAAGUUAACAGGGUUACACUCUGUUGCAGACAUGGACACACCCAUCAUCCUAUGGUGAAAUUUAGUUAAUUUGGGCUUUAGCAGACUCAAAGACGCGACUAUAAAGGGGCGAUAAUUUUCAUCGAUGCUGACUCUACCUGACUCAACCAGAAUUUGUAAAAGAAAACAAAGAAAAUAACAAUUCUGAUGUACAUCACAUGGAAAACUACUUACAUUUCACAAGUCUCCAAACUAUUUAGUCAGGGUAGGUUUACCUCAGAAGAUUAAUCUAGCCCAAACCCUUCUCCUAAUUCCAGAUGUGUUGCCAGUGACAGUUUGUAUGUUAAAAAUUUAAAAUAAUUAAAAUAACAAAAAAUAAUAAAUGCAUUGAUGAAAUUGCAUGAAAUGUAACUACUAAACCAAUGUUAGCGUACCUUACAUGCGUAUAAAUGCUACAAUAUAAA
Messenger RNA from Haplochromis burtoni (Burton's mouthbrooder), 2677 nucleotides. It is a transcript of the gene chrnb1, whose product is annotated as cholinergic receptor, nicotinic, beta 1 (muscle). Gene Ontology annotation, cellular component: postsynaptic membrane; synapse; neuron projection. Bases 190 to 1674 code for a protein of 494 amino acids. The transcript has 11 exons. Lineage: Eukaryota; Metazoa; Chordata; Actinopteri; Cichliformes; Cichlidae. Gene Ontology annotation, molecular function: transmembrane signaling receptor activity; acetylcholine-gated monoatomic cation-selective channel activity. The record is from RefSeq and is a predicted model, not a curated record. Gene Ontology annotation, biological process: signal transduction; nervous system process; chemical synaptic transmission.